AUGACCGUCAAUAAUCUGGAGUGCAGUAUAUGUUUGCAAAAUUUUAUUCAUCCCGCACAAUUGCCCUGCGGUCACAUAUUUUGUUUUCUGUGCAUAAAGGGUUGCGCCUUUCAUAGACGAAAGUGUCCUAUGUGCCGCAGUAGAUUUUCCUCACGUUUUUUCGAUGAUCCCAAGCUUAUAAAUGUUUGGGAUAUCCGUGAAAAAGAUCAACUGGAAAUAAACCAACUAGUCGAUUCAUGCGAACGUCUGUCAUUACAACUACAACCAGUGAGUGAAUCGAACUCGAAUCAGCCGUCAGAUUAUGCGUGGUUCUAUGAAGGUUUUCAAGGUUGGUGGCAGUAUGAUGAACGUACAUGUAAUGAGUUGGAGAAUGCAUAUCGUAAACAACUACCUUCUCAUGAAUUAACGAUUGCAGGGUAUAUUUACUUUAUUGAUCUCAAGAAUAUGACUCAGAUACGCAAAGAUCGGUCUGGGCGUCUUCGUCGAAUCAAGCGGGAUUUAGUUAGCUGUGAAAAGAAAGGUAUUGCUGGAAUAAGGCUUUGUACAAUUCAGUCUUCUAGCAGUAGCACAGCUCCAACAACAUCCGAACAAACAAACAAUCAGGAAAACAACACUUCUAACACUAAGAAGCCUGACAGCUUGUGUAAUUCUCCUUCUGGUUCAUCAUGUUUAUCACCUCCAAACGCCGAAUGCUUACAGCGUAACUCUCAUCCUCAAGCCAGAGAAGUAUUGCGUGCAAGUCGGUCUCAUACAUCACAUGCAGUUGAAAGUACAACUGUCUUGACGUACUUACCUGAUGCCUGCAGAUCCGUUUCAUCUGGACCCCGUAACCAUAGUGAUUCAAGUUCCUCUUCAAGGGAACCACGCAGUCAACACCUUCAAAAGAACUCUUAG
Messenger RNA from Heterobilharzia americana, 894 nucleotides. The record is from the annotation of a GenBank genome assembly. Lineage: Eukaryota; Metazoa; Platyhelminthes; Trematoda; Strigeidida; Schistosomatidae.